This is a messenger RNA of Lingula anatina, 1062 nucleotides long. RefSeq names its product ER membrane protein complex subunit 1-like. Gene Ontology annotation, molecular function: protein binding. Gene Ontology annotation, cellular component: EMC complex. Lineage: Eukaryota; Metazoa; Brachiopoda; Lingulata; Lingulida; Lingulidae. The record is from RefSeq and is a predicted model, not a curated record. Gene Ontology annotation, biological process: protein folding in endoplasmic reticulum.
AUGGCAGCCUCCAUGCCUCAAGUUUCGGUGUGUUGUAUAUCACUUAUUUUGCUAUUUUUAGCUAGUUUAUGUCAAGGAUUAUACGAAGAUCAGAUUGGAAAGUUUGAUUGGAAGCAGGAGUAUGUAGGGGAAGUUUCCCACUUGAACUUUGAGGGCAAAAGGCUGCUAGUUGGCACAAAACAUAAUGUGGUGGCGUCUCUAAAUGCUAGGAAUGGACAAAUAGUUUGGAGACAAGUACUUGAAGAAGACUCGAGGGGACGCAUAGAUGCUCUUCUUGUGAAAGAUAAAAUUGCAAUAACAGUAUCAGGCAAUGACCAUAUAAGGUCAUGGGAUGUGGAAUAUGGAGGUUUGAACUGGGAGGAGCCACUAGAUGGCGCUCCAGAUGCCCCUGAAGCUCAGGCGUGCCUUAUGGGGAGCUCACAAGACACAAUGGUGGUGCUGAGUGCAGGCAAGCUGCUGGCUUUCAACGUCAAUGGCCAGGAGUUGUUCAGGAAAGUUCUUCCCAGCAGUGAUGGUGCUAUCCACAAAUUCCUGCACUGUGGGAGAACAGAGAUUAAUGUUAUUGGCGUUGUGCCAAAUUCUCAUGUAUCCAUAGCAACAUACAGUGACUCGGGCAAUGUCCAAUCACAGAGCCCUGUGCCUGCGGACUGGGUGAAGAAGGACACAAGGUGUCUCCUCAUUGCUGAUGGUCAUCUAGUCUGUUAUGAGCCACAGCUGAGCAGCUUGAGAACUCUGGCACUGAAGAAAGGACAGGCAUUCUCUACCACUCUCUUACAGGAACUAGGCUUGCAAGGCCAGGCUGUAAAGCUGACUUCCUUAAAUCACAGAAACAUGUUUGUGGUACAACUCUCUGCUUCACAUCUUGCCUUGCUGUCAGUGGGUACUGAUGCUGUAAAGCUGGUUCUCAACCUGCCAAAGGUUUCAGCUGUCUCUGUGUCAUCCAGUGAUCAAACUUAUAUAAAAUCAUUUGACCCAAACGGUUUCUCUGCCAUAAUAGAUUUUGAGAGGGAGCUGUCGUGCCGAGAGAAGAAAAACGAGAACCGCAGCAGGAGGAGAGCAUAA